GCUUUGACAACUAUCGCUCAAGCAAUGAAUCCCAACUCAGACCCAAUCACCACCAUUGUUGACACUGUCAAUCUUCCUCCCAAGUGUGCUCUUCCUCGAGCUAGGGGUCUUCAGCGACUCAUCCUGGCUGAUAAUGGUCUUGGUAAUAAUGGAGGAUUCGGUGGAGCUGGCAAACAUCUAGCAGCGGUUCUUCAAUGCUCUACUGAACGUCUGGCACCACUUCUUGGUGGUUUGACGUUUCUUGACUUGAGUGAUAAUCCGGGACUUGGGGACGGUGGUGUGAUUGAACUCUGUUUUGGUCUGAUUCGCAAUUUCACAAUGAAGGAGCUGCAUUUGAGGAAUGUUAAGAUGAAGUUUGACGGUAAGCAGUUGAUUUCCUUUGUCUAUAGUAUUGGCACUCCUCAUUGA
Messenger RNA from Rodentolepis nana, 408 nucleotides. NCBI's taxonomy places the organism in Eukaryota, Metazoa, Platyhelminthes, Cestoda, Cyclophyllidea, Hymenolepididae. The record is from the annotation of a GenBank genome assembly.